GGAGAGUUUAUGUCUGGAACCAACCAGGAGGCAGCAGCCGGUAAUAGACUCUGGCUACCAGCCUCCAGGAGAAAAAUAGGGUCUCGUUCAGUCUCUGAAGACUUAAACAAUGGCGAAAGACAAGAAAAAGAAGGAGAAGAAGGAGAAGAAGGGGAAGAGGAAACAGCCCAUGGGACAUAUGUCCAAAGAGCCUCGAAUUUAUUUCCCAGAAGCUCUGCUAGCAUAUCAAAUUCAGAUAAAAGAAGAGCUCAUCGAUGACCUUCUUUUUGAAAUAAAAAACUUGGAAGCACAGAAUGACCGAAACAAAGAAAGGAAUCAGCAGCUGAAGAACGAACAGGCUUCGCACAUCCGAGCACUCCUAGCUGCCCUGAAGGAGCAAGAAGAGGCUUUGGCGAAAGUUGAAGUUGUUACUAGAGAUGAUGUGGAAAUAGCGAUGAAGGAGAAGUGGCAGUAUGUCAAGGAUCAGGAAAAGCUUAUUAAAGACAUGCGCUGCCAGAUACAUUACCUCGAACAAAAACUCGUGGCAAAGCAAGCCGAAGUGGAUUACUGGCUGGCGUACAAAAACGUUGGCAGUGCCGAGCACGCCAAGCAGAUUGAGUGCCUGGAACAGGACAUCCAGAAGCUGAAGGAAGAGCUUGAGGAAAUGGCUGAGUUUUUUAGGAUUUCCCUGGAAGAGAUGAAGGAAAGAACCGACAGAUACAUGCUGAAGCAAAUGGAGCUGAAGAAAGAAUGGGCCCUUGAGAAUGCUGUUAAGCACAUCGACAAGACCAGCUGCCGGGAGAUUAAAGAAUACGAGUGGCUAAAGGAGGAGGUAGAAGGGUACAAAAAGGAAGUGAGCGAAUUGGAAGACUCGGUCCACGAACUGGAGAGGGAGAACAUCUACCUCAUCAACAAACUCUUCGAGCGCAGGCUGCAGUUCCUUAAAGUACCCAGAAAGCUAUUUCUUACCCAGGGAGCUGGCCUGCAGGUGCUUGAUGACCAGCAAUGUCGUGGCCUUUCUGAAGUGCCAGCUGAAAAGGCAUCAUUAAUAUCAGAAAUCGUUAUCAACGUGGAUCAGACAGACAGGCAGGAGACAGCAGAAAAUCUGCUACAUGAGAGUUUUGAAGUGAUUCAACUGCAAACAGAUUCUGUUGGUCAAUUUCUCCCCCCUAUCCUGUACGAAGACUCAAAUGAUUUCAAGGAGUACAAGGAUCUGGGGCCCCUGGCAGUGAAAUUGAUGACUACGGUGGGCCAGACUAUGCCAGUUCACGAGGAUGCCCGGGAAAUGCCAAGCAGAACAAAGCUUGAAGAAAAAUAUGACAUCAGCCGGUCUCAGCAUCGCAUCACCUACCAGAUGAUCAAAUCCAUUUUUCAUUGAGAGUGAGGAAGGUAAAGGCUACUGCUUUUCUUUUAAAAAAAAUAGGCUUCCGAUUGUUGAAACUCCCCCACCCUUUGUAUGACACUUAACUGUUGACUUGCAUAGCAAAGAUGUUAAUAUUGGCUACAUUUACAAGGGUAUGUAGAUUGCGUAUAUUGUAUUCCCAUUCCUCCUAUGCACCAAAUACAGGAUCUGAAUUACUAUUGCAAGUGGCUCUGGUUUGAUUUUUGCCCUCCGUGAACCUCUGUGGUCAUUUCAUGAAAUCUUCAUACUGUUCGAUUGGAGAAAAAUCCUCAGUGCUCAUGGACCCACUAGUCUCACAAGACAUGGCACCAACUUACAUUUGCCAGUGUUUUCAGGGCCAUCGAAGACCUUCACACGUUCUCAGUUCUUCUUACAACCAACCUGCAGGAUAGUGGCUUGUUUAAAACCGCCUUGGGAGUUUGUAGAAAGGGGCAGGAUCCAAUCAAAUGUACAUUUAUAUUUUUUUGUUUUGACAAGUUUUCCCAGCUGGAUGUGUGCGUCUCUGUCAUAUGUACCUAAUUUGCAUUACUGUAUUUUAAAACUCAAGUUCUUUGUGUUGCUUUGCAACAUCUUCAGCAUUUUGUACAUCACCUUGGGGUGUUAAGAUUAAAUGAAACAAUGCCUCCAAGAGUGGAGGGAGAACACA
This is a messenger RNA of Zootoca vivipara (common lizard), 2027 nucleotides long. RefSeq names its product coiled-coil domain containing 83 (gene CCDC83). Lineage: Eukaryota; Metazoa; Chordata; Lepidosauria; Squamata; Lacertidae. The record is from RefSeq and is a predicted model, not a curated record.